AUGGGAAGAUUAGGAGGAAAAGUGGAAGAAGACGAGUUUAUCCCGUUUGAAGACCUAAAAGCUCAAUGGGAUCUAUUCGAUUUCGACAGAGCCAAAUUCAUUCAAUUUUUGGAGAUUCAAAGAAUUUUAGUGAACAAGGGUUUUGCACAGCACAGUGGUGUUAGGAAGGACGAACGAACAACUUUGGACAUCAUGAAAGAGUUGGCGAUAAGUAAUGAAACGACGUGGGAUACUAUACAAUUUACGGGAAUUUUCCCAUGA
Molecule: messenger RNA, 261 nt
Organism: Haemonchus placei
Lineage: Eukaryota; Metazoa; Nematoda; Chromadorea; Rhabditida; Trichostrongylidae
Source: the annotation of a GenBank genome assembly